AUGAGCGAGUCCGCCCAACCAACCGCCACAUCGGGACUCGGCGCCUCGCAGCGCUGGAUCCUCUACACGCUGCUGAUCGCUGCGGCCUUUGGCCAAGCGGCCGGUAAGAUUCUUGCGGUCAACUCGACCGACCUGGCGCGACUCGAGAAGUACCGCAUCGACGCAGCUCUCAGUGGCGAGCGGACGAAGCUUGAGAAGCAGGGUCUCACCGCUCCGGAGAUCGAAGCGGGUCUCGCCGAGCGCCGCGAGGAACUCGAAGGCAAGUUACGGCUCCAGCGUCCGUUCCUCAGCGCCAACGACCGCAGCCGCUGGAUGGCGAUCCGCGCCAUCGCCGAGAACGGCAACCACGAGAUCGACCCGUUCCUUGAGGAGCCGACCUGGGACACCAUCGACAUGGUGCAGCACGUCGGCCGCGAUGGCGAGCCGCACCAGUACUCGAGCAAGCCGCCGCUACUGAUGGUGAUGAUCGCGGGGCCGUACUGGGUGCUGAUGCAGCUCACCGGCACGACGCUCGGCGAGUCGCCCUACGAGCUCGGCCGCACGCUGUUGCUGUUGCUCAAUGGCGGAUCGCUGGUGGUGAUGCUCGCCGCAAUUGGCCGGAUUAUCGAACGCACAGGCACGGGGGACAUCGACCGCCUGUUCGCGAUGGCGACCGCUUGCUUCGGCGCCCAAUUGCUGGCGUUUACGCCAGUGCUCAACAACCACCUCUUUGGCGCCGCCGCGGCUGCGGUGACGUGUGAUCUCUGGCAGAUGCUGCUGCGCUCGGACAAGCCACGGCUCGGCUUGUCGCUGGCAACCGGAUUGGUAGCCGCCUUUAUGGUGACCUGCGAGUUGCCCGCGCUCGCGCUGGCGACGCUCGUCGCCAUGUCGCUGCUCUACUCCCGCACGGGCGAGACUCUGAAGGGUUUCGCCGUCGGCGCGGCGAUUGUCACGGCGGCGUUCUUCGCCACCAACUACUGGGCCCACAACAGCCUGCGGCCGCCCUACGCUCACCGCAGCCAGACCGACCCCGCCGACAACUGGUACGACUACGAGUACACCGUGAACGGCAAGACGCGCGAGAGCUACUGGCGCAACCGCCAGGGGAUCGACCGCGGCGAACCCUCGAAAGGCGUCUACGCCUUCCACGCGCUGGUCGGGCACCACGGCAUCUUUUCGCUGACGCCGGU
This is a messenger RNA of Symbiodinium sp. CCMP2456, 1169 nucleotides long. The record is from the annotation of a GenBank genome assembly. Lineage: Eukaryota; Dinophyceae; Suessiales; Symbiodiniaceae.